AUGCAGAGAUUGUGCUGCAGAUUCCGAUCAAUGGCCUCUCUUCAGUACACUCCAAAGCUUCAAACCCACAAUUCCUUUUCUAUUCCCAAUCGUCUCCUCCCUACUUCACCAAAUUCAAUUCGACCUCUCUUUACCCAUUCCGUAAUUUCCCCUGAUUUUAAGCCUCUUUUCAGUGCCCCUUCCGUUCCCCAUAUUUCUCAAUAUUCUCCUCUACCAUCUCCCCACCUCAUGCAAGUGCGGCAAAUUACUGCAAAGCAGAGGAAAAGGAAGUUGAAGAGCAGGAAACCGAUGACGCCGGUCACUUCCAAAGUCAAGAAAUAUAAAAUCAAGGGUUAUUCGUCUUUUAAGGGCAGAUUUAGAGUAAUGAACGAUGGACUGAUUCGUAGGUGGAAGGAAGGGAAACGACACAAUGCACAUUUAAAGUCAAAAAAAUCUAAACGUAGACUCAGGCAACCUGGUAUAGUCCCUCCGGCAUACGCAAAGGUGAUGAAGAAACUUAACUUUUGUGGUUGA
This is a messenger RNA of Fraxinus pennsylvanica, 513 nucleotides long. The record is from the annotation of a GenBank genome assembly. Lineage: Eukaryota; Viridiplantae; Streptophyta; Magnoliopsida; Lamiales; Oleaceae.